CAUUAUUUAAACCAAAACAAAUAUGGCUUACAACAUGAACAAUCGUUCUUACGGAAACAACUACUACGAGGCUGAAAAGGAAGUUAUACGUGAGAGCCCCUAUGGCUCUUACUCUUCCGAGUACAAUCGAGUCGACGAGUAUGGCAACCGUGUCAUGCACCCGGAUGUUCGCUAUGACCACCGUGGCGAGGUUAUGGCCGAGGUUAUACCUGGUCACCGCCACCGACACCACAGUGGUCAUCCCGUCGAGGUCAUCGAAAGGGUGGAAGAGCGCAUUGUUGAUAAUGCCUAUGAUUCCUAUAGGAGGAAUAUGAAUUACUAAGCGAUUAUGAGAACUACAUCUAAUUAAUACGAGGAUUAAGAAGAAUAAGACUUCCCUGAUUGGCCUUGUAGACAUUAGACAUGACCUUGUUGCUACUUGCUGCUAUAUAUGGAUAUGCAUGCUAUCUUGUACUAAAAUUCUAGAUUCUUCAUAAAAGUACUUUAUGUUUGAUUGUAAUUGUAGUAUAUAAUAAUAUGAUAAUAGUAUACUUUAAUA
Messenger RNA from Amaranthus tricolor (Joseph's coat), 538 nucleotides. RefSeq lists its product as uncharacterized. The transcript has 2 exons. Lineage: Eukaryota; Viridiplantae; Streptophyta; Magnoliopsida; Caryophyllales; Amaranthaceae. The coding region runs from base 23 to 322 and encodes 99 amino acids. The record is from RefSeq and is a predicted model, not a curated record.